CCAGGGUUCAACAUGUGUGGACACGUCCUCUGACAGGACACUACAGACACACACGUGGGGGUAGGGGGGACAGGGGUCAGGAGUAGGGCAGUGUGACACCGAGAGAGAGAUGGAAGAAGAACGACGGUGAAAACAGAACCACAGUAAUGACUAGAGAUGUAACGAUGCGCUUCACUCACGAUAGAAUAUGGUUCGUGGUUUUUUAUCACGAUUUCUUUUGUGUAUGAUAUGAUUUUAUCACGUUUUUUUUUUCAGUUCACAGUUUAAUGUGACCAGUGACUUUUUGAGAUGACGCAGCCUACUCCCUACACCUUGAUGCACAAUUUAUUUAUUUUUUAUUUCAUCCGAUUGCGAAAUGUCAUGGAUUUCUAUCGGUUUUUAAUCGAUUGACGACGCAUCGUUACAUCACUAGCGGUUGCUAGUUUUCUAGGCUGACACUAAAUGUAGAGAGUAGUAUAAGAUCUGGUAUCAAAAACAUCAUCACCGAUGUGUCCAGGGUGACCGCAUGUGGAACUUUGCCGUGGCCGUGUUCCUGGUGGAGCUCUAUGGGAACAGCCUGCUCCUCACCGCCGUCUACGGGCUGGUGGUGGCGGGCUCCGUGCUGCUGCUGGGGGCUAUUAUUGGAGACUGGGUGGACAAGAACCCCAGACUUAAAGUGGCCCAGACUUCACUGCUGGUCCAGAACAGCUGCGUCAUCGCCUGCGGAGUCCUCCUGAUGCUGGUCUUCCAGUUCAAGGAGCAACUCGCCCACCUCUACAACGGAUGGAUUCUGACCGUCUGUUACAUCCUGGUCAUCUCCAUCGCCAACGUCGCCAACCUCGCCAGCACAGCCACAUCCAUAACCAUCCAGAGGGACUGGGUCGUGGUGGUGGCGGGUCAGGACAGCGCUAAAUUAGCAGACAUGAACGCCACCGUGAGGAUCAUCGACCAGCUGACCAACAUCCUGGCUCCGAUGCUGGUGGGACAGAUAAUGGCCUUCGGUUCCCAUUUCAUUGGUUGCGGGUUCAUCUCUGGGUGGAACCUGUGCUCCAUGUGCGUAGAGUACGCUCUGCUGUGGAAGGUCUACCAGAAGACGCCGGCGCUGGCGGUGAAGGCCGGACAGAAGGAGGCGCCGCAGGAGCUCAAACAGCUCAGUCCUCAGAAAGACGUGGAGAACGGUCAGAACCCAGAGUCUGUUCAGCCCCUCAUAACUGAGUCCUCUGUGGUGGCCAGUCCGGAACCUUCUCGGCAGCAGGGCUGUUGCUACCAGGUGACCGAACCCCUGCGGACCUUGAAGGGCGGCUGGGUGGCCUACUACAACCAGAACAUCUUUUUGGCCGGCAUGUCCCUCUCCUUCCUCUACAUGACUGUGCUGGGAUUCGACUGCAUCACCACCGGCUACGCCUACACCCAGGGCCUGAACGGCUCGGUGCUCAGCCUUCUGAUGGGAGCCUCGGCCGUGUGUGGCAUCGUCGGCACCGUCGCCUUCACCUGGAUCCGCAAGAAGUGCGGCCUGAUCCGCACCGGCUUCAUCUCAGGCGUGGCUCAGCUCUCCUGCCUCAUGAUGUGCGUCGCCUCCGUCUUCACCCCCGGGAGCCCCUUCGACCUGAGUGUCUCACCCUUCCAGGACCUUUACACCCACCUGAUGGGGGAGACCCUGCUCGACCCUGAGCACAACGUUCAUGUGGGCGUGAACGCCACCAUCGGAGCCCCGACCGACGAGGUGCCCCCCCUGCAGUCCUACAUAUCUGUUGGUCUGCUGUUCGCUGGCGUCAUUGCUGCUAGAGUUGGACUGUGGUCCUUCGACCUGACCGUCACCCAACUCAUCCAGGAGAACGUUAUCGAGUCUGAGAGAGGUGUGGUCAACGGCGUCCAGAACUCCAUGAACUACCUCUUAGACCUACUGCACUUUAUCAUGGUGAUCCUGGCUCCCAACCCCCAGGCCUUCGGCCUGCUCGUCAUUAUCUCCGUCUCCUUCGUGGCCAUGGGCCACAUCAUGUACUUCACGUUUGCCUUCAAGAGCCUGGGCCGACGCCUGUUCCUCUGCUUCUCACCGGAGCAGAAGGUGGAGACCACAGACGACCACUCCCCCCCAACCACCGUCUGACCACGCUGCGAGACUUUGUCCUGGGGUACAUCGAUCUGAAAGCCACGCCUUGUCCCUGCAUCGUAUUUACCCAACUAACACCUAGCUUGUAGGCGGCAGAAUGCUAAUGCUAACAUAUAUGUGAAAUGCAUUAAUCAACAGUGGGGGAGGGAAGGGGGGAGUAGACCUUGACAAAUUUUAGAUCAGGUAAAAAAAACUUGCAGGAGUCGGGUGCGAGACUCUGUGUCCUUCAACAUCUGGGUUGUGUUCCACCACAUGUACAUGCACUGUCAGAGAGAGGACAAACUGGAGGUUGCGUCAGCGCUGCUUUAGCUAAAGCACGAGCGUAAGACAAGGGAGUAAUGUUACAGAGAAGCAGGUUCUCAGAAUCCCUCGUUUGCCUUUCAGUGACAUCAUCGGUACUGUUACCCCAUCUGCCCCGAGCUCCCUCUCUACGUUUGUACUGGUCUCACAGGAGCAGGUCUGGACGUCCAACCAUGGGUUCAGACCCCAAGCGAGGAUCGGUCUCUUUAACACAGUCUUAACUGUAUUUAUUACGGGGGGCAUUUUCUAAUCAGUGUUGUUGUUGUUGUGCGUUUACUUAAUGAUUGUGUCUCAAAGAAAAAGAACUCCGAUCUCUGCACCCUGAUCAGGUCCAAAUGGAGGGAAACCAGAUCCGUCUGAAUGAGAGCAAGUUCUGUGAACAAAAGUUCCAGGUACCCAUUGUCCACUCACGCUCCUCUCUCUUGUUUCAGCCUUUUCUUUUUUUUAAAAUGUCUAAAGUAAACGAGAACAUCAUCCGCGAAGGCGUUGAUUGGUCGAUUGGCAGGAAUUUCAUUUGUGGAUUUUGACAAAUUAAUUUAAACGUGAUCUUACCCCAGGGGGAUGAAAGGACAAGCAGGUCCAGCAGCCUGGCUGCCCCGGCACGCCUGUGGUCCACAACCCUGAGGUUGACUCCACAUGAACAGCUGUGUCUCCUGCAGUUAAACAGUUGAAGUUCUUUAGUUCCCUGAAGUGAAACAAAAGAGAGAGAAUGUAACGACUAGUCUGAUACUGUAGUACUGUCAGUACUGUACACGGUUGUGCAGUACUGACAGGAAUGUUUGACCCAACCUGAGAUUGUACUUUUACCUCCAGUCCACGUCCGUGGUUUCUCUUUGACACCAUCUUGAUUUUUGUUUUGAUCAUCGAUUGUCGUCACACGUGCACUUUAAAUGAUUGACAUCUGUCAUGACUCCGUCAGGUCAGGGUUUGGAUCCAUGGUUUUGAAGAUUCCUGGUACCACAGACGUAGUUUCACUGUUCACACACCAGGUGACCCCACACCACGUAUCCUCAACACCAGGUGACAUCACCACCGUGACUGGGAUUUUUUAGGGAUGUCAAAAAUCCGAGUUCAGCUUCGAUCUAGUUUUAGAGAAUUUUUUACCAAAUAAGCUUCACCUGUGACUUCACUACCAGAAAUGUACAGAAGUGUAAGGCAGGUGUGUACUUUAACCCCCCAGUGCCAGUUCCUUUCUGUUUUUUUUAAAUGGUCACUCAGUUCUGUUGUAAAAUACUUCAAUGUGAUUUUUCUUUUUUUAAAUCUCUUUAAAUUACUGGUAAGAUUGUCGCCUUAAACAGAACUUAAACUUCAUUUCUACGAUCUCUGAUGUCACACUAUAAGCUACUGCACACACACACACAAGCCUAGAUCCGUGCACUUCACCCAUGACUUAACUCAGUGAAACGUUACGGUCGGACACCACAGCAGGUGGAGGAGAACCUGGUACUGAUUCCCGUCCCAGACCGGGGUCGAACAGAACCUCACACUCCGACCGUGAUCCAGUCAGCUGAUUCAGGAACAUCAGGCGUGGCCACUCACUCCAGUUUACUGUAAAUAUAAAUGUCGUAUAUAUAUUUGUACAAUUUAAAGCGAUAUGUUGACGAUGUUGUGCUCUCUGUCUGUAAACUGUUUUUUACAUUUCGUUUCUUGGUGAGAUUUUAUGGAGAUUUGUUUUUAAAUUCCUGUAAACUGCGUUUUUAUGAACACACACACACACACACACACACACCAGUGUUGUAGCACAACUGGUAAAGAAGAAGAAUCACAGCAACAAUCACAUUCAUGUUCCUUCAUGUUCCUUCAUGUACAGCUUUUAUCACCCGAAAAAUCUUUUCAAUAAACAAAACAUUUGCAAUCA
Messenger RNA from Cynoglossus semilaevis (tongue sole), 4247 nucleotides. RefSeq names its product solute carrier family 40 member 1 (gene slc40a1). Gene Ontology annotation, biological process: iron ion transmembrane transport. Gene Ontology annotation, cellular component: basolateral plasma membrane. The coding region runs from base 506 to 2086 and encodes 526 amino acids. NCBI's taxonomy places the organism in Eukaryota, Metazoa, Chordata, Actinopteri, Pleuronectiformes, Cynoglossidae. Gene Ontology annotation, molecular function: peptide hormone binding; iron ion transmembrane transporter activity. The record is from RefSeq and is a predicted model, not a curated record. The transcript has 8 exons.